CGCGAUUCGCGAAUAGUCGGCGUCUGUUUUGUUACUACCAGGGCUAGCUCCCAAGCACGAGCACGCGAAUCCACGCUGUUAGCCUUUAGGAGCCCGGCGCCGCGUCUGACCUCUUCGUCGUUUCCCCCUCGUGUCUACCUGUGUUCAUGGCGAUGGAUAUCCGAGACCACUCGUCUCGCUUCUCGCUCUCCACGCCGUUGAUUCCGUCGACACAUGGCGUGACGAGAUUCCCCCACGCUAUCUGUCGUUUCGGAUUGGCUCUCACCUCUGUGGUCCUCCUGGUCGCGGCCGUCCACGUGGCGCCUGGGUAUUGGUCAAAGACAUGGCUGGGAAUGUGCCCGGCACCGCUGUGCGUGAACGGACGCGAUUUUCCAAGCGGUUCCGGAAUUUCCGGCGCGGAUUCCGGUGAUUCCGCUGGAGCUGGUGCAAGCGCUGCUGCUAUAGCGGAUUUCAUGGCUCUUGUAUCGAAUGACAGUAUAGCGGAGUUUUUGAAAGUCGUGACAAAGCGUCCCCACAUCGCGGGCACACCUGAAAACUUUGAAACUGCCCGAUACGUGAAGGAGAAGCUGGAGGAGUUCGGCAUCGCAGCCCACAACGCGGACUACCCCGUGCUCCUGAGCCGGCCAAUCAGGCAGCGCCUGGCAAUCGUGCAGCCAAUCGCACGCGAGCUGCAGCUGAGGGAGCAGCCGGUGCCUGGCGACCCUUACUCCCAAGACCCUCUUGUAUCGAAACCUUUUUUGGCGUACACUCCUGGGACGAGGGGAAGAGGAGGGGGAGGAGGGAGAGGAGGAGCGGGAGGGGGAGGAGGGGGAGGAGGAGGAGGAGGGGAAGGGGGAGGAGGAGGAGAGGGAAAAGGCAGGGAGGGAGGGGAUGAUGAGGGAGGCAGUGUGCAAGGCCCAGUGAUUUAUGCCAAUUAUGGGAGGGAGGAGGAUUUCGAGGUUCUUAAUGACUUGCUGGGGGGAGCAGGACGAGGAGGGGGAGGGGGAGGAUGUGGGGGAGGAGGAGGUGGGGGAGGGGGAGGAGGAGGUGGGGGUGGUGGUGGUGCUGCUGGAGUGUGUACGGGAGCUAUAGUGCUGAUGCGAUAUGGAGAGAUCUAUAGAGGGGACAAGGUGCGCAAUGCAGCAGCAUGCGGCGCCACAGCAGCAAUUAUCUACUCGGACCCGGCUGACUAUGCCGUCAAUGCCACCUCACCUGGGGAUCUCUACCCCUAUGGACCCGGCCUGCCGCCCUCUGGUGCUCAGAGAGGCUCCAUCUACACUUCCCUCGGUGACCCGCAGACGCCAGGCUGGCCGUCCCGCCCGGGCGGCGAGCGCUUGUCCUUAUCCGAGACGACCGGCAGCCUGCCGCCCAUUCCCGCCCUGCCGCUGUCGUACGGGCAGGCAAAGCUUGUCCUGGAGCUGAUUGGGGGCGCUGGGGCGCCCGAGGGAUGGAGGGGAGAGAUUAAAGGGUUGGAGUACAACGUGGGGCCUGGUCCAGUGGUGCUGGAAAUGGAUAUAGAGGUGAAUGCAACGGUCACCGACAUCCGCAACGUGAUUGGAACGAUUAAGGGCCAAUCAGAACCCGACAGAUACGUGAUAGUGGGCAACCACAGGGACGCGUGGGUGUUUGGUGCUGCCGAUCCCAACAGUGGCACUGCAUGCAUGCUCGAGAUGGCUCGGGCAUUUGGGUCAAUGCUAGCUGCUGGGUGGAGACCGGAGCGCACCAUCGUGUUUGCAUCGUGGGAUGCAGAGGAGUUUGGGCUGAUUGGCUCGACCGAGUGGGUAGAGGACAACGCCCUGCUGCUCUCUUCCCGCGCCGUCGCUUACAUAAACGUCGACACCGCCGUGUCUGGCGCUGGCUUCCACGCUGCUGCCACCCCACAGCUGGAUGACGUCAUCAGAGAGGUGGCCAAGCUGGUGGAGGAUCCAGACAAGCGAGGCCGGUCGGUGUAUGCCUCCUGGGCCGAGAGGACCAACCGCACGGUGCCUUAUACUACCCCAUGUACCACAGCAUGUAUGACAACUACCAUUGGAUGGCGACUAUCAUGGACCCUCUCUUCUCCCGCCAUCAAGCCACGGCUCAGCUCUGGGGCUCGCUUGCUCUCCGCCUGUCAGGGGAUGCUAUACUCCCCUUUAACUAUUCGAAAUAUGCUCUCCGGCUCAAGGUACUCUCUUCUCAGGGGGUCCUCUCUUCUCGCGCCAUUGCGCCACGGCUCAGCUCUGGGGCUCGCUUGCCCUCCGGCUUUCCAGCGACUCCGUUCUCCCUCUCAACUACUCCAAAUACGUGCUGAGGCUCAAGGUAAUGGGCUCUGGUGCUGGCUGCAAGCUGUGGCCGUACGCUCAAUGGUGGCGCAAUGGUGGCUCAAUGGUGGCGCAAUGGUGGCUCAAUGGUGGCGCAAUGGUGGCUCAAUGGUGGCGCAAUGGUGGCUCAAUGGUGGCGCAAUGGUGGCGCAAUGGUGGCGCAAUGGUGGCGCAAUGGUGGCGCAAUGGUGGCGCAAUGGUGGCGACCAUCAGCGACCCCCUCUCAUCCCUCCAUGAACGCCUCGUCGCAGCGCAGCACUGGGGCUUCCUUGCACUCCGGCUAUCAGGGGUCGCUAUACUCCCCUUCCAAUACCCCAAAUACGCGCUCAGGCUCAAGGACUACACCAGCGAGCUCCAGGCUUCGUUACAGUCACACGCAGCCCAGGAACACGUCUCAUUGGGUCCCAUCUGGGACGCCAUUGGCCAGAUGGAGAUUGCAGUGGGGGCGAUCACCAAUCAGAGCGCAGAGGCCAGUGCAGAAAGAGCGAGUGAAAUAGCAAGAUUAGCAGGCGAAACAGCAAGAGGAGAGGGAGCAGCAGCAGCAGGAGGAGGAGGAGGAGGAGGAGGAGGAGGAGGAGGAGGAGGAGGAGGAGGGGGCAUUCCUCCUCUGAGGGACGUCAAUGACCGCCUCAUGCUCGCUGAACAUGGCUUCCUGGAAGCUGCUGGUCUCGGGCCCGGCUACACGUGGUACCGGCACAUGGUGUAUGGUCCCAGCCGUGCCAACGACUAUGGGUCGGUGGCGUUCCCCUCUGUCUCAGAUGCGCUACAGGAUGCCCUGGGGGGAACGGACAGUGCACUGAAUACUGUGGAAAGGACAGAUGCACCAGAGUGGCGUUCUGUGCAGCGUGAGGUGUUUCGUGUGGCGAGAGCGAUUCAAAGGGUGGCCCGACAGCUUGCAGGAGACCUGAUCUGAUCUGAUCUAGUCUGAUCUGAUCUGAUGUGAUCUGAUCUGGUCUGAUAUGAUCUGGUUUGGUUUGGUUGAUCUCGAGUGGGAUAUCGGAAUGUAAUCUAUCUCAAUCUUUGUAGUCUGAUUUGCCACUGGCUGCUUUACUUACUGGUACCACACCCUUUGUAUAGUGUUACCCGUUCUCUUGCUGAAUACAAGAUGGUGGGUUGUAAGGGCGAGUUGAGGGAGGGGAAGCAAGCUGUUGUGAGAAUAUGC
This is a messenger RNA of Closterium sp. NIES-67, 3441 nucleotides long. The record is from the annotation of a GenBank genome assembly. Lineage: Eukaryota; Viridiplantae; Streptophyta; Zygnematophyceae; Desmidiales; Closteriaceae.